UUAUUCUGUUCAGUAUUGAAGGACGCAUUGUAACAAAGCCGAGGAUGGCUCUUUUUCCCCUAAGAAAAGAAGAAAAAAAUCCAUAUUCCCAGGAACCAAGCUCAGACAACAUCUUCUGACAUUUAUCCAUUUGAAACAAAAGGACUGUUUACAUGAAGAGUGGAGCUACAAUUUAAUAACUCUUUUUAGAUACCAUAAAAUGUUGUGACAAAAAAAGGAAACAAAAAUAGCAAUGUCCUAAGAAGAGCUGUGGAUUAUUAUCAUUUUUGCUGAAACUCUUCUACUAAGCAUAACCUUCUUUAAAAUUGGGUGCACAGUGCUGUAAUUGUUCCAAGACGGACCGGGCAGUGGAGCACAGAGGUAAAUACAGGGGUACCAUGAAGGACAAAGACUUCAUUAGUAAUGUGGAAAGGGGAAAGCCUGCCACAUAUACUGGGGACAAAAAGGCAAAAAUGACAGCCAAAACCAAUAAGAAAUGGGUAAGACUGGCAACAGUGUUUGCGUAUGUAUUGUCUGUGUCUAUGGCAGCUAUUAUACUAGCUAUUUAUUACAGCUUGAUAUGGAAACCGGUGAGGUCUAGUGGUGGAUCAUCUACUAUAAGCUCAAACCCUGAUAGCUUUUCUCAGUUACCUAACCACACAUCUUCUGAGUUCAACCAUGUAACAAACAACAGCUCUGUAAGCAGUGAAGGGACUACUCUAGAAUCAGUCAGAAAGGCAGCUGUGGUUGGACGUAAAGCUGUUUUAGAAAAUACAAAUAUUGUGGAGUCUAAUUCGGAGUCCAAGAAUGUGCCAAAAAAACAUGAAGCUUUUGCUACAGAAGAAAUGGUUCUUACAGAAAAUCCCACUGCACUCCAGGAGGAAACAAUAGAUGUAUAUACUCGUUCUUAUGACAAGAAGGAACCUGAGACGACAUCAAAUAAAAAGCUCACAACACAUUCAGAGACAGAGGCCUUAAAUUCUGCCACUAAAGAUUCUGCAGUACGGAGCGUGGUGACUGAACUGAGUCUUCACACAAGUCACAUCCCUCCAGCGACUGUUAUAUCCAGACUCCUAGAAAAUAUAUUUAUUCAAACAACCAAAGACAGUAAAGAAUUUUCAGAGGAUGUCCAAGGGUUUGCAUCAGCACAGGACAUCUCUGAAACUCUGGCACCUUCCUUUUCUCCUAAUUUAAAUGAGGAAUCACAUGUACAUGAGAGUACAGUCUUAUCAAAGCAUCAAACCAUUGAUGCUGAAGAAAGCCAUUGGCCUGCGGGCUCUGCAGACAGCACAUCAACAUAUUCUGAACAUACUUCAGCUACAAGGAGCGUGUGAUGCUACCUCCUUGGGGAGUAUAUGAAGCCUUUUUUUAAUGUAAUAUAAUAUAUUGGAGACUGUUUCGUUUUUAACAUAAAUUCAUUUUCCUCAAACAUCACUUUUCUGACUUUAUAUCAUCAUUCCAAUCUUAGAUCAAUGUUACAGAAGGAAUAUUUUUUUGUUAGAAUACUUGUCUUUUUUUAGAUAGAUUAUAUAUCAAAAUUAUAGACUCACAAUGUUUGGAAAACCGAACUUUAUAUAACAAAAAGGAUUUAUUUUUUGAGCAGAUAUUUGUUAAAUCUGUCUUGGAUGAGAGAUUGUCGUUUAUCUUGUAGGUUUUAAACUAUUUCAAAUGAAAUAAAUCAUAAGGAGUUUAGCUAUGUUAUGAUAACAGAAAAAAAACAGUCUAUAUCAGUGUGUUUAUAUCCUUGUACAGUACACACACAUUGUUUCUGACUUUAAGGGCUAUCACUGUGAAUGACACUUCAGGUUUUAGAUUUGAGCAAGUUAAGAAUUUUGGUUAUAAUUGACUAUAUUAUUUUGUCUGCGUUGUUUGCCUGUUCCCAGCUUAAUAAAGUCAGUUUAAGUUUCUA
Messenger RNA from Bombina bombina (fire-bellied toad), 1888 nucleotides. RefSeq names its product InaF motif containing 2 (gene INAFM2). The coding region runs from base 378 to 1313 and encodes 311 amino acids. The record is from RefSeq and is a predicted model, not a curated record. Lineage: Eukaryota; Metazoa; Chordata; Amphibia; Anura; Bombinatoridae. The transcript has a single exon.